Gryllus bimaculatus (two-spotted cricket) is the source of this 3877-nucleotide messenger RNA. Lineage: Eukaryota; Metazoa; Arthropoda; Insecta; Orthoptera; Gryllidae. The record is from the annotation of a GenBank genome assembly.
CAGGCCAUCCGCGCUUCAUGAACCAGCUGUCCUGCGGCCUUGACCUGGUGUCGCUGGCCGGCGAGUGGCUGACGGCCACGGCCAACACCAACAUGUUCACGUACGAGAUCGCGCCGGUCUUCAUCCUGAUGGAGCACGUGGUGCUGCAGCGCAUGCGCGAGCUCAUCGGCUGGCCCGGCGGCGCGGGCGACUCCAUCCUGGCGCCCGGCGGCUCCAUCUCCAACCUGUACGCCUUCCUGGCGGCGCGCCAUAAGAUGUUCCCGGACUACAAGCAGCGCGGCACCACCGCCGUGCGGGGACAGCUGGUCAUGUUCACCUCCGACCAGUGCCACUACUCCGUGAAGUCGUGCGCGGCGGUGUGCGGCCUGGGCACGGACAACUGCGUGGAGGUGCCGAGCGACGCGCGCGGCCGCAUGCGCGUGGACGAGCUGGAGCGGCUGGUGCUGGAGCGCAAGGCGCGCGGCCACGUGCCCUUCUUCGUGGUGGCGACGGCCGGCACCACCGUGCUGGGCUCCUUCGACCCCAUCGAGCAGAUGGCCGACGUGUGCCGGCGCCACGGGCUGUGGUUGCACGUGGACGCCGCGUGGGGCGGCGGCCUGCUCUUCUCGCGCCGCUACCGCCACCCGCGCCUCACCGGCAUCGAGCGGGCUGACAGCGUUACUUGGAAUCCGCAUAAACUGAUGGGAGCGUUGCUGCAAUGUUCAACUAUCCACUUCAAAGAGGAUGGCCUCCUGAUCAGCUGCAACCAGAUGUCGGCGGAGUACCUCUUCAUGCAGGACAAGUUGUAUGACGUGCGCUACGACACGGGCGACAAGGUGAUCCAGUGCGGCCGCCACAACGAUGUCUUCAAGCUCUGGCUGCAGUGGCGCGCGAAGCGGGGCCCUAAAGUGCGUGCUUGGUCUGUUUACGCGCGGGUACAGGGCACGGAGGGCUUCGAGCAGCUGAUGGACCGCCUCAUGGAGCUCACCGCCCACCUGGUGCGCCGCAUCAAGGCGCAGCCCGACAAGUUCUACCUGCUGCUCGAGCCCGAGAUGGUGAACGUGAGCUUCUGGUACGUGCCGACGCGGCUGCGGGGCAUGCCGCACGGCCGCGAGCGGGAGCAGCAGCUGGGCCAGUGGUCCACCAAGGGGAUUCGAAACCCACCUCCAAUGUCGAUGUUUGCUUGUUUGGUGGGGAAUGUUGGGGUUCUCCCAAACGUAGAUGUCUUCAAGAAGGGUCAUCGCAUCAUGAUCACCCCUCUCCUGAAGGGCCGCAUGAUGGAAUCCGGGACGCUGAUGGUGGGCUACCAGCCUUUGGACGACCGGCCUAACUUCUUCCGGAACAUCAUUUCAUCCGCCGCCGUCACCGAGUCGGACCUGGACUUCAUGCUGGCCGAGAUGGACCGGCUGGGUCACGAUCUGUAAAAGGCUUGGGGCCGAAGCGUCGCUGCGGACCCACGCCUGCGACCACGCCCGAUCGCGCACGGAAGCCGCCGAAGAUGCACGAACGCUGUCGCACUAGUCGCUGAGGAGCCGCUCGGGACCCGAGAACGCACGGAACUGCCCGAGUUCGCCCGACGUCGCGUCGGAAACUCGAUAGGUUGCUGGGACUCAGAUGAGGGUUGGGAAAGCACAGUCAGGGAUAUCGUUCUGGGAGUGAGGAAUGAAAUGGAUGUCGUUCCUAGGGCGUAAGUUUCCCGUGCAAGAAUGGUCGUGGUUCAACUUGCGACGCAACCCGCGGCGGGAGCAUAAACGGCGAAUCGCUUUUCUAUAUUGUGGACUAAAUAUUCACAAGUAAUUUCUUAGAAGGGCACUUUGUAUUAACGGGCAUUUUCUGGGGGCUACCUAUACAUGGUUUCAACUACUGCUAUUGUUUAUUUAGUGCGAUCGUUUGAACUAUGUCUACCGAGGUGAACGGACUGCUACAGGGGUUACUCAAGUAUUAGUGAAGAUCAAAUGUACAAAACUCACUGUAGCGAGUCGUAUCUAAAUACAUGAGAAAAUAUAAUUCAAUUGUAUCGAUAGAUGUAACAUGUAGGGAGAACGUUGAAGGUAGGUAGACAUGGCAACUGUAGCGUAUAUCGAUUAACGAAACCCGUUCUUAGAUUUAGUUGUAUCGUUCGUAAAGGAUCUUCUGAAUCUGUGGGAAUCGACCAAAUGCAGCCAUUUGCCCUGUACCAAAGAGUUAACUCAUCUAACGAUCGCACGCAGAAACUUUCCAACACACCACUCAUUCGACUGCUUCUGUCAGCCUCUUCUGAGCGCCAUGCCCCGACACAGCCUGCUCUGGCCGGACGCUCCUGCCCAGCCAGGCCAGCCGCACACCCAGCGAAGGUUCCAGAGGCCGCCGCGAGGCGCGCAGGGCGGCCGGGCCGCGACCGUGCGUGGUCGCCCACGCAACCACGCCGCAGAACGCAAAGAGUAAAGCAAUACACACUAGAUGUAGUAGGUCCGUCGCACGCACGUUGGUGAAUGGGUAACUUGGGUUCAGUUUGCACUUUUCCUUCGCUUGCGUAGGAGAAAGAAAAAAACUGUCAAUAUAAUUUUUUUAAGAACAAGAAAACACUCGUCGGACGUCCUGCAGGCCCGGGGGCUUCAAACUCCCCCAACCUGUAGGAAAAAUCACGAGAGAAAGAGGUGGGAGAAAAAAGAAGAGGAAACACGGCGCCGUCGCAUCAACGAAUAAAAAAGAGGAAGCUAAAAAAGAGAGGUAGAAGGAGAGUGCGUUAGUUUGCCGAGGGUCCCCCUAGAGGGAGAGCCCGUCUCUGUUGUUACUGUUGUUGUAUUUUGUAAUAUAUCGCUGAAAGGAGGGCAUCGUAGACAGAGCUAUAUUAUAUGUGUGUUGUCAGCUGUUCAGAGAUUAUUAUUAUUAACAUAAUGAUAAGCGUAUUAUAUAUAAACAUAUAUAUGAUAUAUAUUUUGUUGCGGGAUCUGUUUUCUAUGUACAAUGUAUAAAAGAGAAUAUUUGAGAGAUGUUAAUAUUAUUAAUAUAGUUAUAUUUUAGUAGUGGCGGCGACGUCGGGGCCUUUGUGGGGAGAGCAAUAGAAGCGAGGCUGAAAAGAGAAGAGGUGGAAUCUGCCCGGGACCUGGGAAAGUGGUGCAGAUAGCACACGGGAUGAAGGCGCAGUUCCCUUACAAUUUCACAACAUAAAAUAUCUUAUCUCGAAACCGCUCUUAUUUUUCGUCGUUUUUGCUAAUGUGCCCGUGAUUAUUGCGUAUUCGUCUCUUUUUCAAAUAAAGACAUCACGUCAAACCUCACUAAAUUUAUUCCAAAUCAAUGUAACUGCAGUGAUAACGUCAUUAAUGACAUUUUCUCUGCUGUCUCUGUAUUUGCUGAUUUAAAUAAAUAAUUCUGUAAAGGAUCGUCUCUUGAACAGACGUUUCAAUGAGGGGUAUCACGAACGUGAAAGAGACAACAGAGAAAAGAAUAUUUCAUUUCAAAUUUGUACCCUUGUUUAAAGUACAUUGAGAAUUUGCAGUAAUGAUUUCGUCAAACAUUCUUUCUCUUCUUCACAUCCAUGGAACACGUUCAGGAUUCACUCCUUUUCAAGAAUAAUUUGUAGUGAAAAAGAGUAAAACAUUUGGCGACAAUAUUGCAGUAAUGGAAUGCCUAUAAACAAUCAGUGUAUAUUUCAAUAACGAGACAUUUACAUCAUUCCCUUUCUUGUAGUGCGAUCAAAUGCUAUACCUUUCUUGUUUACUACGAGCCAUUUUAAAUUUCGUUGCGUUCGUCCAGAGACGUGGGCGAGAGGAUAGACGCGUGCGAGUGUGGCCGAAAAUGUAAGAGAACUGUGUGGGGGCGAGGGCGCGUGGAGAUACCUCAGUGUAACAGUCCUCAACCAGACUGCCUAUAGCCAUUGCGGGGGGGGUGCGCCGGCUACGUUCGCCGGGCGGCAGAA